Molecule: messenger RNA, 5922 nt
Organism: Oikopleura dioica
Lineage: Eukaryota; Metazoa; Chordata; Appendicularia; Copelata; Oikopleuridae
Source: the annotation of a GenBank genome assembly
AUGAAAGGGAAGAGAGGUCGGGAUCAUCUGGAAAUCUCCAGUGGGAGAUCGGGCAGCGUGCCUGUCGAGGAGGAGACUUUGUACAGCGCUGUUCUUAGUGGAAAGUUUCCGAUGAACACACUGGCCGGCGGAUGGAUUGAACGGUAUCAGCGAGAUCGAGACACUGCUCUGCUCGAGAUCAUUCAAUUCUUCAUCCACGCAUCUGGAUGCCGAGGAAAAGUGACAACCGAGCUCUACCAGGGAAUCGGCGGGGGAUUCCAAGAAGUCCUCAAAGCAAUGACGACGGAAUUCGGCGAAGAAACGAGCGAGUACCCACUGAUCAUCUCGACGAACCAAUUUCGUCGCUUCAAAAGCUGCCUGUCAGAGAUCAUCACUCAAAUCGCCACGAAAUGCUACGAAGGCGAACUUUUGUACGACGAGUUUUUGAUGGACUACGUUCUUCAACUGUUGAUCGAAAUGUCGCAGAGUUUUGUCCGUGCUUUUAGGCACACGGGCACAUUUUGCUCGAUGAAGUUGAUGUCUUCUCUUGUCCAGGCCGCGUUGAACGUCAAUAAAGAAAUCGAAGACACUUCGAAGCAAUACGAGAUCGAGUACUCCAAAAUGGGCGGCGAAAGAUCUCAGGACGCACUGGAUAUGUUGAGCGACAGGAAAACAGAGCUCGAAGGGCAUCAACAAGAAGUCGAACAGUUUCUCAACAAUGUCUUCAAAGAUAUCUUCAUCAUGCGCUACCGAGACAUUUGCCCAGAAAUCCGAGUCAUUUGCAUGGACGAAAUUUCCGUGUGGAUGAAGACUUUUCCCAAGGUCUUUCUAUCCGACCAAUAUUUGAAAUACGUCGGCUGGUUGUUGAACGACAAGUCAAAGGAAGUCCGACGAUCGUGCUUGACCGCUCUGGGCGCGCUGUUCAAAGAUCGAGAGCUGUGCCAAGAUUUGGCUCUUUUCACCAAACGAUUCAAGAAGCGGCUAAUUUCUAUGACCUGCGAUGUGGAUCAAGAAUGCGCCGUUGCCGCCAUCAAGGCUCUCACAAAUGUCCUCGUCAAUCGCCUUGAGCUGAGCCUCGAUUUCUCUGACGAAGAUUGCGAAAGUAUUUACCAACUGGUCUUCCACGUCCACCGCCCGAUCGCUGUGGCAGCUGCUGAGUUUUUGAACAAAAAUCUGCUCACAGGAACUGGCUAUGAAGAAAAUUCGUUCACAAGGCGGGGAAAGCGACGAUCAAAGAACGCACCACAUUUUAUCAAUCUCGUCCAGUUCUACACAGACGCAGACAUUCAUCAGCACACGACGUAUCUGGUCGACGCGCUUUGGGACGUGAAUCCGAGUUUGCUAAAGGACUGGGAAUGCAUGACGCAACUUUUGCUCGAUGACGACAGCGCACUGAAGCAUCAGGACGAAACCGCGCUUGUUGAUCUUCUCGUCCGAACUGUCAAGCAAGCUGCCAGUGGCCAACCACCCGCCGGAAGAACAGGCGGUCACCAGAAAAAGCACACUGGCCAGAGCGCUAGAACAAAAGUCGCAGAAGACCGAUCGUUGCUUACCGACGAGCUCAUUGAAUCGCUGCCCAAGCUUUUCGCCAAGUUUGGAACUGAUCGCGAGAAGAUUAUUUUACUGCUUCAAAUCCCGCGAUUCUUCGAUUUGGACAGCUACACGGUGAACCGAGGGGAGAAGUUCCUCGACGAGCUGCUUCACGAAUUGAAGCAGAUUGUUAAAAAACACGCUGUUGAAGAGAUUCUAGUGGAGGUUUCAGAAACGUUCGCGUAUUUGGCAAAUCCUGACGCCACGAUCUGUACAAAAGUGCACUCGGCUGUUACUCUUCUUGUCGAUCAUUUGAACGAUAACUUUGUCCAGACGAUCAACUUUAUGCAGCAGAAUGAAAAUGAGUUGAGUGGAGAAGAUACAGCCGUUCUUGGAACUCUUGCCCGGCGACUUUCAUUGCUUUCUGGAAAGAAUGAUUUGACUCACAAGGGAUUGGGAAUGACCGCGAUCGAAUUGUUGAAGUCAAGAAUCAUGGCGAAUGAAAAUGGAAUGAAUUUUAUUCAGCUUGAUGCUGGGCUAACAAGUUCUCUGAUGAACAUGAUCUUCACCGACUGCUGCUGGUGGAAGAUCAAAAUUGAAGAAGGUCAAAUCGACGAUCAAGAAAGAGUCCUUCGAAAUCUCCGAUUCAUGGUCGACCAAAUGCUUGAGUACGCAGAGAUUUUGCUCAAAUCUUCAUUGCCUAAGGAAACGCACGAGUCAGUCUACUGCAAUACUGUCGAUGUUCUCCAACUCUUUGCGCCACAAAUCGCUCAUAAUCCUAUCUUUGAGCCCCUGAUUACCUCUGCCGGUGACAGUCUCAUCGAGUGCUUCAAAAUGUUCUUGGGCACUUACGUAUUUGAACCAGCGAUGAAUGGAUCCGCCAAAAAUACGACCGAAAGCCGCGCUGACAAAAAUCAGGAUCUCGUCAAGCGCCGACGUUUCCUUGCGGCUUAUUGCAAGCUUUUUGCGUGGAAGUGGAUCGACAUGGUUCACGGAGCCGAAGUGUUGAUGCACUACUUGAAAUGUUACCAAGAUUACGGAGACAUAAUCAAAGAAGCAAUUUCCAAAACUCGAAAUAUCGAUCAAGGAACCUCUGCCUAUACGCUCGUUACUGCCCUCCAAAAGAUGUACCUCAAUCUAUUGGAUCAGAAUAAUGGUGUCUUGGACAAGUCAUCCCAAGACUUUGCUCAGUUGAAAGAACUUGCCCGUCGUUUUGCUCUCACAUUCGGCCUCGAUACAAACCGAACUCGCGAUGCUGUCAGUGAACUUCACAAAUGGGGCAUUGAAUUUGCAUGCAAGGUCUAUCCUGGAGAGAAUUUGCCUCGCUACAUGAGCUUCUUGGACGUGCUGACCGAAUUCUCGACGAAGCUCAUCAAACAGGAUCGACCAGUCAUCGUUAAUCACCUCAAACGAAGACUUCCUCAAGGGGUCGAGCCUGCUGAAGAAGAGGAGUACUGGAUUCCUUUCGUCACUUACCGGAACACUUUGGUCCCAACAGAAGGAAGGCUGCGCAAUGUCCCGGCCCGAGGAGCUCAUCGAGUCAACCAAACACCUCAAUUUGUCCCUGCUCAACAACAGUCUAUGCAGAAUCGUCAACGGCGUCUAUCCAAUAGUUCCAUCAUGUCCAAUGAUUCCGCCGCAUCGGAUAUUACUGCUGGUAUGUCAACCCACCAUAGCUACAUGGAAUCCACUGCCAUUCCUCGGCAACAAAAUCAGUCCUCAAGGUACAGUAACGUGACGUCAACUCCCGGGUCAGCAGCAUCAACAGAGACUCCUGCAACAAGAUCAAGCACCCUCACUAAAAGUUCGAGCAGUAUUCGAGGAGUUCUAAAGCCUCGCAAACGGCAAAUUCAAGACUAUACUCCGCCUACCGCAGAAAUAGGCGCACUUUCGAUUUCGACUCCGGCGGUAGAAAUAAGCGCCAAAAAGCCGCGUAAACUAAGAGGCGUUCCCCAGUCCACACCAGCAGGCCAAGGCAUCGACCCCGAAAAAGGCCGGGGAACCUCGUCCCGUAGAGUCCGCUUCCAAGAAAGUCAGAAAGAGAGUACUACCGGAAGCUCAGUCGGUAGAGGGCUUUUUAAUGAUAAAAGCAGCACAGAUAAUGCAACUGUCAGUCCUUCUCAGGAUAAUAGUGCAGGAAAUACUCAGUAUGAGAAUGUUGCUGACAGAAACGACGGCGAGACUACAGAUGAAGACAUGGAGGACAUCAACAACCGCCUCCAGCAGUCCGAGAUUCAUGGAAACACCGAAUCUGAAGCGUCGGAAGUGGAAGAAGAUUUCAAACCCCGAGUUAGCCAGAUUCAAGCUCAGAAAAACGAUUCACCAACCGCAACUGAUUUUAGAGACUUUCUCGCUGAGGAGCAGACUCAAACUCAAUCUCCUAAAAUUCCUAUUAUCAAGCCGGUUUUAAAGAAACGCGCAAGGUUCACCAACCGGCCAGAUAGUGAAAGCGAGGAGGGUCAAGAAGAAGAUGAUUCUGGAAGCGCAACAGAGACGGAAGCACCAGAAACUCCAAAAGUCAAAUCAAAAAGACAAGGCGGACACCGACGAUCUAAGAGUCAGAAUUUGUCUCAUCGUGAUAGUAAAGAUACAUCUGAUUCGGACUCAGGAAGUGCGACCGAAACUGAGGCCACGCAAAAGACUCCGGUGAUCAAAAGACUUGGUCGGCCUCGAUCCCGUCAUCACAGAUCCAUUGUUUCAAAAUCUCCUGAAACACAAAAUUCCGAGCCAGGUCCGAGCGGUCUUCAAUCUGAUCCCUCGGAGCCAAUCUUAAAUCGACCUGGUCGACGAAGAAUUCGAGAUAAUAUCUCGACCUCGGAAUCCGAAGAUGAGCAAUCCCAGGUCGAAGAAGCUCCCGAUGUUUCUCCAGAAAAAUCCGAACCAACUGUUAUUCGACGAGGACGAGCUCGACGUGCUCGUAAUGAGGAUCCAUCCUCGGAAUCUGCUCUUGAAACGACGAUGGAAGCUAAAUCGGAUUCCGAAGACGAUUCUGAUAAAAAGAAAGACAGCGACAAGGAAAACGCUCCAGCUCCGGUACAACGCGAGCCUACUACACCAAUAGUAAAGGCGCGCCCUGGUCGACGACGCAAGAUGCAUUCGUUCGACACUUCUGACUCAGAAAAAGAACAGACACAAGAAAUUGUACCGGAUAAAGAAAAGCAAACUUCUACUUGGUCUACUGGGAAUUCCUCUCUUCAGGAAACAAUAAUCGCUUCCGCUGAAAUGUCACCAGAAAGGGCUCGUGGUGCCCGGAAGAAAACUCAAUUUCAGAAGCCACCUGCAAUGUCUCCCCGGAAGAGUCAGUCCUCCCAUCGAACUGCCUCACAAGAACGAGUACAGAUGGAAACUGGGUUUGAGCUUGAAUCGCCAUCAGAUGAUCACGUAAGUUCGUCUGUGGGAGAGCUGCAGAUUGUUGAAAGCGAGUCGGAGAAGAAUGAUCAAAGUGAGAAGGAAAAUAACGAGCCGAACAUGAUGGAAACUGAGGGAAUGGUGACUCCCACAAAUUUUGUUCGAGCUCAGGGUAUUCGAAGAAAGAAAGGCUCUCAAAAGAAUCCAGCGAGAGAUAGUGUUCUUAGCUCGGAUACGCGACACAUAGAGUACCCACAAACUCCUUCAACGACGGUUGCGACUACGUCUACGUCCUCCAGCUCCCAGAGCCCUGUUGUCUCCCAGAAGCGGACUCGCUCCUUCCGCCGCCGUUCCGAAGUCGUCCCAACUGCUCAAGAGCCACCUACACCGACUCCCGCUCGUCGACGUUUGAAGCCAGUGCCUGAAAACGACGAAAUCAGCAUUGGAGGCUCGGAUAGAAUGCAUGUCGAUGAACUGCGAACUAAUCAGCAGUCGCAAAGAAAGUCUCUGGAUGCCAGAGUUCAUUUGGAGAUCAAGGAAGAGUCCGAUUCGGAGAUGUCAGAAGCCUCGGCAUUCUCUUCACAGUCUCGCGCGUCUACCGCGGCAUAUGAUAUGGAGAAUCCAGUUGAUACUCAGUAUCACUCUCCACAAGCUGAGAGCGACGAGUACGGUACACCCGAUGAAGAAUUGGAAGAGCAAAGACCAACUGAACGUAUUCUUGAGAGCCAAAGUAUUGCGAUCUCAACUGAUAGAAGCAGUAACAUGCGCACCUAUUCUUCUUCUUCACGAGCUGUCAAUAUGUCGAAUCCUUCAACGAGACCACGGACAUACUCUUCUUCUAGCCGAGCGAUAGAACGAAUGUCCGAAGAUGAGUCUGAGUACAGCGAUGCUGGAAAUGCGAGCUUUCAAGCUCACACGGGAAUCGGACAAUGCGCUUCCUCCGAUAUGAUCUCAGACAUCGGCACCGUUUGUUCUCCGCCAAGUCGCUACAUGCGAGAGCGAAGAAAACAAUCAGACUCGAUGACCGGCAAUGCAAGCUCAACCAACUCGCGCAAGAAGCGAUAA